Messenger RNA from Echinostoma caproni, 906 nucleotides. NCBI's taxonomy places the organism in Eukaryota, Metazoa, Platyhelminthes, Trematoda, Plagiorchiida, Echinostomatidae. The record is from the annotation of a GenBank genome assembly.
GCGUACACAGAAAAUGAUGUGCUUGACCUCAGUGGAAAAUCUGACACUCCUGAAAAAGUCGUCUCAAAGAAAGUGGACGACGAUGUUAUUCUCCUCAGUGAAGACGAGGAUGAGGCUAUGAUCGACGCCAUCUGCAAUGAGAUGGAAAAAGAAAACACACCCAGUUCAGUUUUGCACUCAAAGUCCAAGGCAUUACUGGCCAAAAUUGAGAGCGAGUUGAGAAACGAAGAAAGUGCUUUAUUGCUUUUACAGCAGCUCCGUGCGAAUCAAAGAGCUCAUUCUUCCCAGUUAAAAAGCAGCAAGAGCUCGGUGCCACACAAUGCGCCCAAAACGCCAGCACCUACGCACAGCAAUUCGAUGCAUCAUCAUGUGACUGCUGCAGAUCGUGCUACGAGUAGUCCAUCUCCAGCGCGCGUACACCAGUCCGUCCCUCCUGCUAGACCCGUUCCAGCUUCAUCUCAGGCACUUCAGCAACAACCGAACCUAACUGGCCACCAAGUACCAAAAGUUACAAAAGUUAUGGCGAUACAGGCACUUGAGCAGCAAUGCAAUGGGAAAAAAGCAGUGCUGCAAAAGCAUCUCGAGAAAAACUUGGACAAAGUAUCACUACCGAGACCUGCAAGCGGUGCAGGUCCAUCGGAUGUAGCGUUUGUUCCUAGCACUCUCACUAACGAGUUCACAGCCCUGAUUGGGUUGGAGGAAAUCGUCCACACCAUUCAGGUAAAAUGCCAGUGGUCCACUAACCGGGUUAUAGCUUCGGAUGUCGGCUUUUCGUCCCCUUUGGUGGAAAACCGCAACGAGAAGACAGUAAAUAUGGCGUCCUCAGCAGANAGGCUAUUCGAGACAAUUGGUCGUAUGGGAGUAUUUCGCGAGGUGCAAGGGAAGGGCGACCAGCCGCAACCCUAG